AUGUUCAAAUCAACCCAAGCACUAUUCGGCGGAAGACCCCGUGGCGCCUCUCCUCCCCCCCAGAAGGCCCGACAGCGCAAGCGCCUGCGCUCCGUGGAUCGGGUCGUCGACACUGUCAGCGCCGCUCUCGAGCGCAAUGGCCAGACAUCCAAGGCCGUGAACCGGUGGUUUGCGGAGAUGCCGCGCGAGGAGGAAAUGCUGCCCAAGGACAAGUACACUCUGUUCGAUAAGAAGGAGAAGAGCUACCGGAAGAGCAUUCACAAGCUGCCCAAGUGGACUCGUGUCAGCCAACGUGUCAACCCUCCCGGUUUCUAG
Molecule: messenger RNA, 315 nt
Organism: Penicillium bovifimosum
Lineage: Eukaryota; Fungi; Ascomycota; Eurotiomycetes; Eurotiales; Aspergillaceae
Product: mitochondrial 54S ribosomal protein mL60
Exons: 3
Coding region: 1-315 (104 amino acids)
Cellular component (GO): mitochondrial large ribosomal subunit
Molecular function (GO): structural constituent of ribosome
Source: RefSeq, a predicted model, not a curated record